Molecule: messenger RNA, 1686 nt
Organism: Paramecium tetraurelia
Lineage: Eukaryota; Ciliophora; Oligohymenophorea; Peniculida; Parameciidae
Exons: 5
Biological process (GO): protein phosphorylation
Molecular function (GO): protein kinase activity; ATP binding
Source: RefSeq, a predicted model, not a curated record
AUGAUAUUGGAAUUGAAUUCAUUUUUUGACUAUCCCGAAAAUUAAGGAAAAUCCACCAAAAUAUGGUAACCUGUUGAUUUAGAAAUAUAUAAUAAUGACAUCAUCGUUUUUUAAGAAGACUGCCGCAAAAUCAGUAAAAAAUAGAAACAACUAAAAUUGAUUACAAUCUAAUUAGGAAACGAACAUUUAUAUUAUAUUAAAGACUAAACCAUAUCUUAGCUUAAUAUAAUAGUGGCUAUAAUGACAAUUUAUAAGCAUGAUGAAUUUGGUAAUAUCAUAAGAAUUUCUCGAAAUGGCAAAUUUGUUGAUUUAUAAUUUGAUGAAUAUGUUGUAUUUAAGAAUAUGAUGGCAUCAAGAUGUUUAUAAACAACUUUUCAUGAUGAAUUUGGAGUUACAAAGAUGAUAGGAAAAGGAAGUUUUGCGAAGGUAUAUUUUGCAACAAAGAAAUCUACAGGAGGCAAUUAUGCAGUUAAAGCAUUCAACAAAGAAUUUAUGCAAGAGUAAUUUAAAGGAAGAGAAUCAUUAGAAAAUGAAAUCAAAGUGAUGAGAAGAUUAAAUUAAGAAAAUCUAGUUAGAUUACAUGAAACCUAUGAAACCCAAAAUUCAAUCUAUUUUAUAUUGGAUAUAUUAAAAGGAGGUGAAUUAUUAGCGAGAGUCAAAUAAUAACCAUUGAGCGCUCCAAGUUUGUAAAAGUUAAUGUACAAUUUGAUGAAAGCGCUUUGUCAUUUGCAUUCAAAAAAAUGCAUGCAUAGAGACUUAAAACCAGAAAAUUUAUUAUUAAAAGAGAAAGAUAAUGACACAGAUAUUGUUAUAGCUGAUUUUGGAUUAGCUUGUUUCCUAAAUGAGGACAUCUUAUUUAAAAGAUGUGGAACUCCAGGAUUUGUUGCUCCAGAAAUAUUAUUAUAUAAAGAAGGAGAUCCAUUUUAUGAUGAAAAAUGUGAUGUAUUUAGUGCUGGUGUUAUCUUUUAUGUUUUAUUAACAGGAAGAUAACCAUUUUAAGGAACUGAUUAUAAAGGAAUUCUUAGAGCAAAUAAAAAUUGCGAAAUUAAUUACGAAUUAAAAUAGAUUCUAGCUGCACCAAUAUAAUUAGUAGAUUUAUUGAAGAAAAUGUUGUGCCCUGAUCCAAAAAUUAGAGUUUCCUCUGAAGAAUGCCUUAAACAUCCUUAUUUUAAGGAAAUUUUCAAGGAAUAAGAUCUAAUAGAUGUUUAAGAAAGUCUCAGGGAUUAUGAUAAAGAUUUUGUUUAUUUAUUAGGCAAAUAAUAAGGUCCACCAAGUUAAGUUGGUUCGAUGCAAUUAUAAUAAAGAUAACCUGCUUUGAAUGGUAGAAUUGACACUAUGGGUUCUUUUUCUAAUGUAUCUAAUAAUGGAUCAGUUACAAGAUUAGAUUAGAAACCAUAAUUACAACAUAGUAAAUUUAGUUAAUUCGGACAAGCAAAUAAAUAAUAACCUUAAUCAGAUGCAAACUCACCUGCAAUGAGGAAGAAUUUGUAAUCAGAUUUGCGUAAAACAGCCCUAAAGAAUUCAUUUUAAUAAUAAAUCAAUUAAUUAAGUAAAGAUGAUGACUGUGUAAAUGAUGAAGCUGCUCACUUAGAAGAUGCUAUAUCAAAAUUAAAUUCUUAGACACCAAAAAUGGGAGGAUUAAAAAAAGCAAAUUCAUUUAAAAUACCAAAAUCAUCAAUGGAAUGA